ACAAACGCUGUCAGACCCCACUUCCUUGUGGGCUGACCGGCCUUCACCGCAUCCGAGGACAGGAGCAGACUCUGCUGCCCACGGAGUCAGGGAGGAGAUGGCCCGGAGCGCCCCUGUCAGGCUUCUGUUUGCGAUCAGUCUGGCGUUACAGACCAUUCCUUUGGGAAACAGCUGCCAGAGAGAGAAUCAUGAGGGCAGUAGAGAAGAAACCAACAACGCGACAGUUCAGAGGCUCCAGCAGAAAACACUCAACUGGACGUGGGACGGUUCCAGGGACGGGAACGGGAGCGCGCAGGACCUGCUCCCCCAGGCCAGGGCUCCCCCAGAGCGUGCGCCCCCGCGGCCGCGCUGCUGCAUGAACGGCGGCACCUGCGUGCUGGGCAGCUUCUGCGUGUGCUCCGCCCACUUCACCGGCCGCUACUGCGAGCACGACCAGAGGCACAGCGAGUGCGGCGCCCUGGUGCACGGAUCUUGGACCUUGCGCAGCUGCCGGCUGUGCAGGUGCGUCUUCGGGGCCCUGCACUGCCUCCCCCGCCAGACGCCCGGCCGCUGCGACCCGAGAGACCUGCUCAGCUCACACUCGCCGAGGCGCAGCGCCCGGGGCCCGCUGGUGUUGCUCAGCCUGCUGCUGCCCUGCCUCCUCCUGCUGCGCGGGGGCCGUGAAGGGGAGCCCGCCGCCCCGGGCGCCCGUGGGGGCCCAGCGCCGCGCCCCCGGAGCUGCUGAGCGGGCGCGUCCUGUGUGUCCUCUUCAGUCCCCUAUGUUCUGAAUAACAUAU
Molecule: messenger RNA, 776 nt
Organism: Phyllostomus hastatus (greater spear-nosed bat)
Lineage: Eukaryota; Metazoa; Chordata; Mammalia; Chiroptera; Phyllostomidae
Product: cryptic protein-like
Exons: 6
Coding region: 98-724 (208 amino acids)
Source: RefSeq, a predicted model, not a curated record